AUGACAGAUCUGGGAUCUGCAUCUUCUGCUACUGCUUCUUGGUGCGGCUCUUCAUCCACUUCUUCUGCCACUGCCUCUCCCAGAAAUUCAUCUGAGGAUUUGUUAGCCACAGUUGGUAGUUCAAAUCAGAGUGAAUCUUUAGAUAUGAUGAGCCUUAUUCCUAAUUUGUGGUCUGAUAACAAAGCCAAAAUGCGGCCAUCACAUCAAGGUUUAUCUAAUGCCAAGAAUAUUUCACGGAUUCCUACACUUACAAGUCCAUGGUGUUCCAGUAUCACCUCGCCACUACGUGUCUCAUCAAAUACGCCGAGUAUUUCAGCAAGUGUCUGUUCUCAUCCUACUAGUUCCGUUCAAGAACAGGCUUCUCUUGAAUUCAGUUUCACUCCAAGUGUUCUUGUUCAGAGUGAGAUGAAUUCACAGAAAUUUCAAUCUCCUAUUUCAAGUACAGCCAGUAAAUCUAUCAUUCCUUCUCAGAUUGCUGCUUCUACGGACACCAGUUUUAUUAGCUCGGUCCCUUUGACUGAGGAGAACCUCAGUCUGCUAGGUCAGCAGAAGGACUUGGUGUUAAAUGAAGAUUCCACGAGUAUUUUUGACAGCAGUAUGUCCAUUCACUCACAUCAGGAUCAUUCCAGAAAUGGAAGAUCAAAAGGUCACAAAUUAGCUGGCUUUCAAGAUAUUGGUAACUCCAAGACGAAUAAUCACUUUUCCAAGAAAAGGGACAAUAUGCUAUACAAAACAGAGAUGUGUGUUCAAUUUCAAAAGCAUGGAUUCUGUCCAUACGGUUCAAAGUGUCAGUUUGCACAUGGAGAACAGGAGUUGAAGAGAAUUAGAAGAUGUGAUAACUGGAAGACUAAGCCUUGUGUUAAUUGGAUGAGAACUGGCACUUGUAGAUACGGUAAGAGAUGUUGCUUCAAGCACGGAGAUGAGGACAAUGGUACUCAGCUUGUUAAUGAGCCUCCUCCAGAAACUGUUAUGAAAAAGAUAUCUAUGAAGUUAUCUCAGAAAGGAUACUAUGAUUCCCCGAACUGA
Brettanomyces nanus is the source of this 1026-nucleotide messenger RNA. RefSeq lists its product as uncharacterized. Lineage: Eukaryota; Fungi; Ascomycota; Pichiomycetes; Pichiales; Pichiaceae. Gene Ontology annotation, molecular function: metal ion binding; mRNA binding. The transcript has a single exon. The record is from RefSeq and is a predicted model, not a curated record. The coding region runs from base 1 to 1026 and encodes 341 amino acids.